Molecule: messenger RNA, 660 nt
Organism: Microdochium trichocladiopsis
Lineage: Eukaryota; Fungi; Ascomycota; Sordariomycetes; Xylariales; Microdochiaceae
Exons: 3
Coding region: 127-660 (177 amino acids)
Source: RefSeq, a predicted model, not a curated record
GCCGGCUAGUGAGCAAAAUCGAUACCAAGACCCCUGCGCAGCAGGGAUCGGCCGGAGGACGUGCUGGGGGCCUUCUGCAGCAAGGGUUCAUCGAGGAGAUGCCGCAAUCUUGGGCGCGUCGAUCCUAUGGCACCAUGGCGGGCACCGCGCGCAGUCGCCAUCAUUUGCUGGCGGUGGCAUGUCGCGAUGGUCAGCGUGGCUGGCGCAAGAACCGCCGUGCUCGAGGGUUGCUGCGAGAGCAGUGUGACGGGAUGGCGCCACGCAAGAGAAUGCCACCGCCGAUCUGCCUGUGCCAGAUGGGCAUCUUCCCAGGGAUUCCCUUUCUGGAUCUCGUAUGGUGGUGUGGUGCCAGUCCAGGGAGCCGGCAAUAGCUGGGACACCGACACUCUCUGCUUGGCGCUGUCUGCUAGAGUGCCUGAAAGGAGUAAUUCCCAGUCGCCCUCAGGCCCAUCCUGCCGAUGGCUGCAAGACCAGCCGGCAUCUGCACCUCCGCCUACUUGCGACAGUCGUGAUGUGGUGCGUGCCAGGGAAGCGCAAGACAGCCUAUCGCCUCUCGCCCUGAGCGACUGCCGCUGCCUUUGUCGCCCACAAGAGAAGCUCUGUCGCAAUCGGCCUGGCCCAGCACGGAAUCUGUUCGCGUCACCCGACCAGGUUGCGUGA